AUGGUGCCUGAGUGUUUUGAACCGAAAACGGUGAAAGGUCAGUGCCCGUUCCCGGAGCAACUGUCAUUCGCCUUUUUGCUGAACAAGACUGAGCUGCAGGCAUUCCCGCCGGGGAGCAUCCUGCGGUACCAGUGCCGCCCCGGGUACUUCAAGAGGACCUUCUCGCUCUCCUGCCUUCCCGACUCAGCCUGGACGCAGCCUCCCCUCGGGGUCUGCAGGACUCCCCGGGGACCCCCGCUCCUCUUCCUGCCCUGGCAUGUGAUCGCACCCCACAUCCAGCUCCGUUCCGAGAAAGGGCCUGAGAAGUCCUGCCCGGUGCCUCCAGACGUCCUCAACGGCAGAGUGGAGGUCUCCAGCUUGGAGUUCGGGGCCGUCAUCAAAUACAAGUGUGAGGAAGGAUUCCGCCUCAUCGGGAUGUCCUCAGCCAUGUGCUUGAUCUCAGAGAACAAACUCAUGUGGGACCAGGACCCCCCUAUCUGUGACCCCAUUCCCUGCGGGAACCCCCCACCCAUCGCCAAUGGACGCAUCUCUAAUCCCUACAUGAGCAACUUCCUCUACGGGGUCGUGGUAACUUAUGAAUGCAACAAGGGCAAGGGCCGCCUGGAGCAGUUCCAGCUGGUAGGGAACAAGUCCAUUUACUGCACCAGCGAGGACAAUCGUGUGGGGAUCUGGAGCGGGCCUGCCCCUCUGUGCAUCCAGCCUGGCACAUGUACGCCUCCAGAUGUCGAGAACGGACUCCGGGACCCUGAGGACAAAAGCCUGUUCCGCUUAGGCGACUCUGUCCAGCUGCGGUGCCAGCCUGGCUUUGAACUGAAGGGCUCCCAAAGCGUGCGGUGCAGACCUGAGAACAAGUGGGAGCCAGCAUUGCCCAGCUGUUCCCGCAGGUGCCAGCCACCCCCAGAGAUCCUGCAUGGCUGGCACACAGCAGCCCAGCAGAAGGAUUUCCCUCCUGGGGCCCAACUGUCCUACACUUGCGAGCCCGGCUACCAGCUGGACGGGGAUGCGACUCUGCACUGCACGCCCCAGGGGGCUUGGAGCCCAACGCCUCCCCGAUGCACAGGGAGACCGUGUGCUGCCUUCCUGGACCGGCCUCGCCACGGCAAGGUGCUCCUUCCGCUCAGCCUCCUGCCCGGAGCCAUGGUCUCCUUCGAGUGUGAUGAGGGAUUCCGCCUGAAAGGCAGCUCGGCCCGUCACUGCGUCCUGGUAGGAGGCCAGAGCCUGUGGAACGGAAGAACCCCUGAGUGUGAGCAAAUCUUCUGUAGACCACCCAAGCCGAUCCGCAAUGGGAGCCACUCCAGGGAGUCUCUGGCAAGCGUUCCCUAUGGGGAAGAGGUGACCUAUGCCUGCGACCCCCACCCAGACCCACACAAGACCUUCAAACUCAUUGGGGAGAGCACCAUCCGCUGUGGCAGUGACAGUCAGGGGCAGGGGGUGUGGAGCGGCCCUGAACCCCGCUGUGAGACCGCUGAGACCCAAGGACAGUCUUGCACAGUGCCCCCAGCACCCCUCAACGGCAGGGUGCUGACACAGCCAGACACCCAGGUUGGAUCAGCGGUUCACUACUCCUGUGAUGAAGGGUAUCGCCUCACUGGUUCCCCAUCUGCCACCUGCAUCCUGUCGGGUCAGAGUGUCACUUGGGACAAAGAGGCACCGGUUUGUGAGGAAAUUUUCUGUACACCACCCAAGCCGAUCCGCAACGGGAGCCACUCCAGGGAGUCUCUGGGAAGCGUUCCCUACGGGGAAGAAGUGACCUAUGCCUGCGACCCCCACCCAGACCCACACAAGACCUUCAAACUCAUUGGGGAGAGCACCAUCCGCUGUGGCAGUGACAGUCAGGGGCAGGGGGUGUGGAGCGGCCCUGAACCCCGCUGUGAGACCGCUGAGACCCAAGGACAGUCUUGCACAGUGCCCCCAGCACCCCUCAACGGCAGGGUGCUGACACAGCCAGACACCCAGGUUGGAUCAGCGGUUCACUACUCCUGUGAUGAAGGGUAUCGCCUCACUGGUUCCCCAUCUGCCACCUGCAUCCUGUCGGGUCAGAGUGUCACUUGGGACAAAGAGGCACCGGUUUGUGAGGAAAUUUUCUGUACACCACCCAAGCCGAUCCGCAAUGGGAGUCAUUCCAGGGAGUCUCUGGCAAGCAUUCCCUACGGGGAAGAAGUGACCUAUGCCUGCGACCCCCACCCAGACCCACACAUGACCUUCAACCUCAUUGGGGAGAGCACCAUCCGCUGUGGCAGUGACAGCCAGGGGCAAGGAGUGUGGAGCGGCCCUGAACCCCGCUGUGAGACUGUUGGGACCCCAGCAUGCCCACACCCGCCCAAGAUCCUCCACGGACAGCUCAUAGGAGGACAUACGUCUCCAUACCAUCCCGGGAUGUCCAUCAACUAUUCCUGUGACCCUGGCUAUGUUCCUGUUGGCAUGACCUUCGUGUAUUGCACCCACCUGGGCACCUGGAGUACCACCAACCAUGCCUGCAGAGAGGUAUUUUGUCACCGCCCACACUUGGUGAAUGGAAUCUGGAAGGAGUCCACAGCACAGACAGUCUACCGCUAUGGGGACAAUGUGACCAUGCAGUGUGAUUUUGGGCACACUCUGGAAGGUAGUCCUUGGAGCCAGUGCCAGGCGAAUGGCACCUGGGCCCCCUCUCUGGCCGUGUGCAUGACUGGUGUCUGGCCCGCUGCCCUGGCAGGUAAGUGAGGAACUUUCCAGCUUCCUCCAGGGUGAG
Messenger RNA from Sorex fumeus (smoky shrew), 2728 nucleotides. RefSeq names its product complement receptor type 1-like. Bases 1 to 2700 code for a protein of 899 amino acids. Lineage: Eukaryota; Metazoa; Chordata; Mammalia; Eulipotyphla; Soricidae. The transcript is spliced from 19 exons. Gene Ontology annotation, biological process: negative regulation of complement activation, classical pathway. The record is from RefSeq and is a predicted model, not a curated record.